Molecule: messenger RNA, 856 nt
Organism: Aegilops tauschii subsp. strangulata
Lineage: Eukaryota; Viridiplantae; Streptophyta; Magnoliopsida; Poales; Poaceae
Source: RefSeq, a predicted model, not a curated record
ACGUCCCCACGCUAUUUGUAGCCGCGCCCCUCCUCCCUCCUUAUCCUCCCAGUGACUCAUCACCCUCCCCUCCUCCUCCUCCUCCUCUCUCCCUUUAUAGCCGCUGCGCCGCGUUUGAUCCUCCAUCGCCAACGCACCAGCACAACCGAUCGCUGAUCUCAGAUUACCUGCUGCUUCUCUCCUUCGUUCCUUGGUUUGGUCUGCUCUGAUCGGCAUGGCGACCCAGAUGGACGCGUACGUGAUGUUCCGCCGCGCCGCGGAGAUGAUGAUGGUGGCGCCGCCCGGGGCCGCCUACGACGAGCAGGACGAGGACAUCGGCUCCGCGUCCGACUCCGAGUGCACGUCGACGUCCUCCUCCUCCGACCUCGCCGACGACGCCAGCUCCUCGUCCUCCUCCUCCAGCUCCGGUGACCACUUCGAGAUGUCCGCCCUCAUGACGCAGCUCCCCAUCAAGAGGGGAUUGUCCAUGUUCUUCGACGGCAAGUCGCAGUCGUUCGCGUCGCUGGCGGCCGUGGCCUCCCUGGAGGACUUGGCCAAGCCGGCCAAGAAGCGCCUCAAGCCGUCGCGGAGCUGCGAGGGCGGCCUGGACGCGCACCGUGGCAGGUUCCUCUCGCCGCGCCGGCAUUGCUCCAAGGCCGCCGCCGCAAGUAAGGCGUCCGCGAGGGCCGCCCUCUCAGUGCUCGGCACCUCGCCGAGGACCGCGAGGCUGGCCGCCAACUCCCUCAUGUUUAGCUAGGUUCUGUACCACUGUUAGGUGUUCGUGUUCUUCGUAGAGGGAGAUGUAUUAGGAUCCCAUAAUGGAAAUACCAUCCACCUUCAGCACAUUUGAAUCUGAGAAGUUGGGUUUUCAACAUCA